AUGUUACAAAAUCAGCUGAUCAAUAUUCGUAAAGGAAAUUCGACGAUUCUUGUUUAUCUUUAUGCAAUUAAAACCAUUGUUGAUUCACUUGCUACAAUCAGUGAAAAGGUUAAUGAAUCUGAUCUUAUGGUGUACAUUCUUAAUGGUUUAGGUCGAGCAUACGACAACUUUGUAAUUUCUGCUCAAAAUCGUGAGACAUCAUUCACUUUUGUUGAAAUUAAACCUAGAUCACUUAGCCAUGAGCAGUGGUUAACCGAUAAAGCACAAGAUAUUUCAAUGACCUUUGAUUCACAGCAUCCUUCUGCGUUUUAUGGUAGAAAUGUUAGCAACUCUGAUGGUGGUGGUAAACCUAAGUAUAAAUCAAAUAAUCAACAUACAUCCAAUUUCAAGAAUAAUCAAUAUACUUCUAGAUCUGAUUCUCGUGCUUCUUUAAAUUUCAAGAAUAGUAAAUUUCAUGCUGGUUCUGGAUCUGCACCUGGUAAUUUUGAUAAAUCUUUUGGCGAAAAUGGUGCAACAAGGCCUCAUAUUGAAUUCUCCAAAUUUGAAUGUCAAAUCUGUAGAUGUUUUGGACAUUUACGAGUCGAUGUUAUUACAGAUAUGCACCUGAUAAGAAGUGAAAAAGCGGGGGUCUAA
Molecule: messenger RNA, 633 nt
Organism: Papaver somniferum (opium poppy)
Lineage: Eukaryota; Viridiplantae; Streptophyta; Magnoliopsida; Ranunculales; Papaveraceae
Exons: 1
Coding region: 1-633 (210 amino acids)
Source: RefSeq, a predicted model, not a curated record